Didymella exigua CBS 183.55 is the source of this 447-nucleotide messenger RNA. RefSeq names its product DUF1768-domain-containing protein. The transcript has 2 exons. The record is from RefSeq and is a predicted model, not a curated record. NCBI's taxonomy places the organism in Eukaryota, Fungi, Ascomycota, Dothideomycetes, Pleosporales, Didymellaceae. The annotation marks the transcript as partial.
GGGUUUCUCGGGCAAUGGUAUCCCUCACCCUUCACUGUGGACGGAAACACGUACACAACCUGCGAAAUAUGGAUGAUGGUGCAGAAGGCGCAGCUCUUUGGGGACGAGAAGGUAGCGAAGGACAUGCUGAAGACCAGCGAUCCAAAGGUGCACAAGGCGCUUGGGCGGAAGGUCAAGAACUUCGACAACGAGGUGUGGGAUAAGAACAAGUUCGAUAUCGUGAUGCAGGGUAAUGUGCACAAGUUCACGGUUUCGCAGGAUGCGGCAAAUAUGAUGAAGUGGUUACUGGCGACUGACGAUAUGGAGCUCGUUGAGGCCAGUCCGAUGGACCGCAUUUGGGGCAUCGGUUUUGCAGCCAGGGAUGCUGAUGCGAACAGGCAUCGUUGGGGGCAGAAUCUGCUGGGCAAGGCGCUGAUGGUGGUGAGGACGAGGUCGAGGGAGGAGGAG